CAACGCUCUUGAUACCCCGCAGUGGUACGGCUACAGCACUGGCAGAUGCAAGCGUAUCGCGUUUAGGCAGGGGUAGCUUAUCAACAAGGAUGGACGUCAACGGCGCGUUGAGCCAUCAGUUAUCGUUCUGUCGGCCUGCUUGCCACGAUUGACAUCUUGCUACUGCUAUCUUCCAUGCGACGGUCGGUAUAUGAGCUUAUGACAGAAGACGUUUGAUGGUUUUAACUUUGCGCCUCUUCACCCUUGGUUAAAGCGACUUCUAGCCUGUUCUGCUAUUCGAACAACGACGCGGAGACAAUACGCCAUGGCGUCUGCCACAGAUCACCCACCCACACAAGCGAUAUCGCCACUAAAUACCGCGCCGACAGAUGUCGAGAAAGAAGCAAUCGUUGAAGACAACAGCAAAGGAAUCAAAAAGGUUCUCGAUGAGAAACUGCUAAAACACUCGCACGAUGCAGAUGCGGCGAUGAAGGCGUACGAGGGAAUGGAAGGCCAGGUUGUGGAGUUGACAGAGGAGAAGAGCAAGGCACUUUUAAGGAAGAUCGAUAUGCACAUGAUGCCUAUUAUGUGCAUUGUGUAUGGCUUGAACUACCUUGACAAGACGACGUUGAGCUACGCAAGUAUCAUGGGCCUGCGACUGCCUCCUUCAGACAACAAGCUAGCUUCUGGCAUCGGUCUAGUCGGAGACCAGUACUCGUGGCUAGGUAGCAUGUUCUACUUUGGAUACAUUGCUUUCGAAUAUCCCACUACACGAUUACUCCAAGUUCUGCCGCUGGGUAAAUACUCUGCAUUCAACAUCAUCAUGUGGGGCCUUGUACUAUCCUGCUUCGCCGCAGUUGAAAAUUACGCCGGCGCGAUCGCCAUUAGAUUCUUUCUCGGUGUCUUCGAAUCAGCAGUUACACCUGGUUUCGCACUCUUCACAUCGCAAUGGUAUACCAAGAAGGAACAGGGUUCACGUACCGGUAUCUGGUUCAGUUUCAACGGCUUUGCGCAAAUAUUCGGAGGAUGUGUUGCUUAUGGCAUUGCUGUGGGCUGUCGGAAGUCGGGCACUACUCUGGAGCCGUGGAAGAUCAUCUUCCUCGUUACUGGACUACUCACUAUGUGCCUGGGUAUCACAUUCCUUUGGCUUGUACCCGAUAACCAGUUGAAUUGUAGGUGGUUGAGCAAGGAAGACCGGAUCUUGGCGAUCGAGCGGAUUAGGAUCAAUGCGCAAGGUGUGGGUAACAAACACUUCAAGUGGUAUCAGUUAAAAGAGGCGCUGCUUGAUCCGUUGAGCUGGGCAUUCUUCUUCUAUGCGUUAAUUGCUGAUAUACCCAACGGUGGCAUAUCAAACUUCUUCUCCCAACUUAUUGUUGGUUUCGGAUACACACCCGAGGAGUCUCUUCUUUACGGUACACCGGGUGGCGCAGUCGAAGUCGUCUUUCUUAUUGCCUGCGGCUGGGCCGGCGAUAAAUACGGGUACCGUAUCCUUAUAUCCAUGAUCGGUCUGUGUGUUGCAAUACUUGGGAUGGUUCUCAUUGUUGCACUUCCGCUAUCUAACAACUCUGGUCGUCUCGCUGGCUACUACCUAACGCAAGCUAGCCCUACGCCUUUCGUUGCUUUGCUCAGUCUCAUCUCGAGUAACGUAGCAGGAUACACAAAGAAGACGACUGUGGCGGCUAUGUAUCUGAUUGGUUACUGCGUCGGAAACAUCAUUGGCCCACAAACAUUCCGUCCCCAAGAUGCGCCUCGCUUCGUUUCCGCCGAGAUCACCAUCAUCGUCUGUUGGGGCGUUUGCUUAGGCAUCUUAGCGUUUAUUCAUUUCUACUGCGUGUGGCAGAAUAAGAAGAAGGCGCAGAUUCGCGCGGCACCUGAAUACGUGAAGCUAGACAACCAAGAGUGGCUUGAUCUUACAGAUCGGGAGAAUCCAGAAUUCAUUUACACGUUGUAGCAAGAUAGUCAAGCGGGAAGGGAGCAUGUUCGAAAUGAAGAAUCUGCUAAAACCAUACACUUGGUAAUCUUAAUGCAAGCAAGAAUGAAUGCUACAUACUACAAUAG
Messenger RNA from Alternaria alternata, 2037 nucleotides. RefSeq names its product membrane transporter. The transcript has 6 exons. Gene Ontology annotation, molecular function: allantoate transmembrane transporter activity; dipeptide transmembrane transporter activity. NCBI's taxonomy places the organism in Eukaryota, Fungi, Ascomycota, Dothideomycetes, Pleosporales, Pleosporaceae. Gene Ontology annotation, cellular component: plasma membrane. Gene Ontology annotation, biological process: transmembrane transport; dipeptide transport; allantoate transport. The record is from RefSeq and is a predicted model, not a curated record. Bases 305 to 1930 code for a protein of 541 amino acids.